Candida tropicalis MYA-3404 is the source of this 657-nucleotide messenger RNA. RefSeq names its product protein transporter (gene TIM23). Gene Ontology annotation, biological process: protein import into mitochondrial matrix. Gene Ontology annotation, cellular component: mitochondrial inner membrane; TIM23 mitochondrial import inner membrane translocase complex. The transcript has a single exon. NCBI's taxonomy places the organism in Eukaryota, Fungi, Ascomycota, Pichiomycetes, Serinales, Debaryomycetaceae. The coding region runs from base 1 to 657 and encodes 218 amino acids. The record is from RefSeq and is a predicted model, not a curated record. Gene Ontology annotation, molecular function: transmembrane protein transporter activity.
AUGUCUUGGUUAUUUGGAAAACAAUCAAAUACAUCUACUGAAGAAGAUGCAAAAAUUAAACAAACUUUAGGGUUUGAUCCUAAAGAAAUUAGUGAUGUUAACUCCAUCAUAUCUACCCCAGGUUCUAGUACUACCAACACAUCUGCAUUCAGUAAAUUACAUCCAUUAGCUGGAUUAGAUAAAGGAAUCGAAUAUUUAGAUUUAGAAGAAGAAAAAUUAAAUACUGUUGAAGGUUCAAAAGGUUUAAUUCCAUCUAGAUCUUGGACUGAUGAUUUAUGUUAUGGUACUGGUGCUGUUUAUUUAUUAGGUUUAGGAAUUGGUGGUCUUUGGGGUUUUCAAACUGGUGUUAAUACUUUACCAGAAAAUGCUCCAGGUAAAGUUAAAUUGAAUCAUAUUUUGAAUAAUAUUACCAAAAGAGGUCCAUUUAUGGGUAAUUCAGCAGGUGUUUUAGCUUUAACUUAUAAUUUAAUUGAUUCAAGUAUUGAUGGAAUAAGAGAAAAACAUGAUGAUUUGAAUUCUGUGGUUGCUGGUGCUUUAGCUGGUGCUUUGUUCAAAAGUAGUGCUGGUUUUAAACCAAUGGCUUAUUCUUCAGUUAUGAUGGCUGGUGCUGCUGGUGUUUGGUGUGGUAUUAAGAGAUUAUUACAAGAGUCAGAUUAA